UCUACUGGCCAAGCUAACUUUUUGAAAAAUUUGGGGUUCUUAAAAAUAUGGAUUGUGAUGAUUUUACAACAUAUCCUAGAGAGUAGAGAGUGCGAGAGAACCAAACUGUGAGGCUGUGGUGAGGGAGGGAAACGUCAGUGGAGUUCGGCGUCUUUUCAUUGUUCAUCUUGUUUGACUUGAGCAUCAUUUUUCAUUUAAAGUAAUUACAGAAAUAUAGAAUUUAAGUAGAUUCUACACUGUCUAGAUUUAGAUAGAUCUAAUCUAGAGUCUAGACCUAGAUCUAGAUCUAGAUCUAGUCUAUCCAGACAAAAUGGACGCCAGACUCAAUUCGAGUAUUGUAUGGCAAUAUUUUCAUAGAGAAAAGCCUGGUGACCGCGCUGUAAAAUGUCGUUUAUGCGAAAGAGUGUAUACUAUGGCAGUAGGUGGUACAACUUCCAAUUUGAUUAAGCAUAUCAGAGGGAAGCACCUUGAUGACCCCCCGCCCACCAUUAUUACCAGCACUGAAGCUGAAAUUGAUACUUCUAGUGAUGCCCAGCAAACAUUUAUUAGGCCACCUUCUGAUCUAAAUUCUGAGGUUAACACUGACAGUGGGCAGAUUGAAGAGAUCGGGAGGAAGCUCACUUCCUGUGAAAAUCCAAGGAACUAUAAACGUAAACCUAAAAAGUUUACUUCUGUUGUGUGGAAACACUUUGUUUUACCAACUCCUGGAAGUGAAACCUGCUCUUGCAUUCACUGUGGGGCUGUCAUGUCAUACUCUUACGAACAUAGGGGAUCAACAACAAAUAUGAGAAGACAUGUUGAAAGAAAACAUCCUGAGCAGUUUUUGGAGACUGAGGGACAGAAAUGUUCAAUCUCUUCAGACAUAACUCACGAUAAGUCUCAAAAUUAUUAUGUGACUGCUAAUUCUAGAGAUACUGUGAAUGACAAUGAGUGUAGCAGUAGCUUAAUUGAGCCAAAAACUGAGCCUGUGCCCGUAGCGAGUGUAGACAAAUCAUUUCCAUCUGUUAAAUCACCGCUGAACAUUAAAAGUGGGGGCAGCAAAGAGAAAGAGCAAACUGACGCACUUGUAUUGCAAAUGAUAACAUCUGACCUACAGUCAUUGUCACUCGUAGAAAGUGAAGGCUUUCGUAAUGUUGUAAAAGCACUUAAUUCACAGUAUGAGCUACCCAGUUGUGAUAAGCUGUCUGAGGAUCUUUUACCUCACUUGUAUGAAGAAGUGCAACAAGAUGUGAAGAUUUCACUGCAGCUUUCUGACAAAGUGGCUAUUACUGCGGACAGCUGGAUGUCUUGGAGCUCAAAACAAUAUGUGACACUUACCGCUCAUUUUCUCUCCCAGUCAUGGGAAAAAAAGUCACUUGUACUCAGCACCAUGCAAAUCAGCAAUGACUUAACAGGUGUUGAACUUGCUGCUGAGUUAAAGAAAAAUUUAAUGGACUGGGAAAUUCAAAAUAAAGUUUGUGCUGUAUUGACUGAAACGGAUCUCAGUAGUGAUUCAUCGUUUAUGGCAGAUGCUGUCCUCCACUUAGAAUUAGAGCAUGUGCCUUGUUUUGUGUAUGCCUUGGACAGAAUGGUGAAAAAGGCAUUUAAAGCCUCAGAAGAUGUUGUGGCUGCUGCGAAUCGAGUUAGGGCAAUUGCAUCCUAUUUGCAGUACUCCUGUGAUGGUGUGAGUAUGUUGAGAGAAGUGCAAGGCUCUUACAAUGCUGACAUUCCUUUGAAAAAGAUUCUUGAGAGAGAUGAAGAGGACAGGUGGAUGUCAACCUUACACAUGAUCCGUCAUUAUCUUACUCUUCAUGAAGAGCUUUCAGCAGCAUUGUGUUAUUUGGGAAAGACUGAUAUCUGCAUACUCGAAAUUGAUGUUGGCAUUAUGAAAAAAGUAGUAGAGACUCUGGAGCCUUUUGAAUUAGCUGCAGAAGAACUGUGUGUUGAAGAGCGUGCCACACUUUCUACGGUGAUUCCAAUGCUCAAGCAGCUACAGAGUUGCUUGUCAGAACUACAGUAUCAAGAUUUCACCUUUACUUUAGUGUUACAGACGGAGCUCAGCCGUUUGUCUUCAUCUCUGGAGGGAAAUUUUACCGUUGGAGCUUCCACUGUCCUUGAUCCUCGAUUCAAGUAUUUGCCCUUCAGUGACUCUGCCAAAGCAAAGAACAUUGAAAGUCGUCUAACUUCAAUGCUGACUGAAGUCUAUGAAGUGAAGUCUACUGAUUCCUCAAAUUUCACAGUGCCAGAUGAAAAAUCAGCAACGAAUGAGAAAUCUUUGUGGAACAAAUUUGAUUCAAAAGUUAUUGAUUUUUUGGAGACUUCUGCGAGUAAUACAUUUCUCCCAGCCAUAGAACUGAGACGCUAUUUUGAAAGCAGGCAGCUAAGAAGGCAAGAAGUGCAUCCAAUUGAUUGGUGGAAGUCAAAUGAAGCCCUUUUACCAAACCUGAGCAAACUAGCACAACAGUUUUUGGCCAUACCAGCAUCCGCAGUUCCUGCUAAAGUGAUUUUUUCGAAGGCAAGUGAGGCUUUCCUGGCAAAAAGAAGUUGUUUGGAAGAAAGGCAUAUUGACAAGAUGAUUUUCUUAAACAAAAACGCUUGCAGCAAAUUUAUGAAAUUAUGUUAGCAAGUCAUUUUAUUUGUUUUCUGGAAUCAUGUCCACAGAUCGUUUGGGGGAAUGAAUUUGAGAUGAAACUACACAAUUUUCAUGGGCAGCACAUUUUAGCUUAUUUGUUACUGUUGUCUUUUUGUUUUUUUUUAUGCUUUUUAGUCUGAAUAUUGAACCUCUUACUGCAAGCGAUGAGAACUUUUUUAGCAGCUUUGACCUUUGAGUCUUUGAACACAAAAUUUUUAGCAGAUGUUCUCACCCAUAUAUGGUCCUUGAAAACUGAAAAAUAA
Messenger RNA from Aplysia californica (California sea hare), 2874 nucleotides. RefSeq names its product zinc finger BED domain-containing protein 4. Gene Ontology annotation, molecular function: DNA binding; protein dimerization activity. The transcript has a single exon. The record is from RefSeq and is a predicted model, not a curated record. Bases 311 to 2602 code for a protein of 763 amino acids. Lineage: Eukaryota; Metazoa; Mollusca; Gastropoda; Aplysiida; Aplysiidae.